GGCCCCCACUUCGCGUCAAACGGUCGGACACGGUACGGAGGCGAGCACAAGCGAGCAAUUCUUUGACGUGCAUCAGCUAACUUCCAUCCAUUCUCUCCUGUAUUCUCCCGUAAAGCGUGCUCUUCGUUUUUUUUCCUUUCGUUAUAGUUAAGUCUUUCAAUCCCCACUCCAAGUUUCUUCCUCUCCGUGCCGGUUAUCCGACCAUUAACAACAGUAGCGACUCCAUCGACACCCCGAAGAACGUAACCCUCUUGCGAGUACGCGAGAGUACAUGCGAGCAUAAGCGAGUACACGCGAGAAAACUCCUCGAACGAUAUCACCAGCCAAGUAGCCGGUGAGACGGUCAGUUAAUAUCGACUACGGUUAACGAGACUUGGAUCAUAGUCGUUGGCGUGCCGUUGCUUUCAGUCGACGACGGAACAGCCACGCGGAGAACAUUUCUCUCUCCUUCUCUAUCUUUCUAUCUUUGAAACGGUGCUCGAGUGGACUGCGAGGCGCCAUGAAAAUCAUCGCUUUAAUCGCAUUCCUAAUGGCCAUCCUGAUGGGUGUCACGGCCCAGAAUUAUAGGCAACUCUAUGCUGGUUUCGGGCCUUACUUUCAACAGAGCGCAGGAUUGCGGGAUCCAAGAUCGAACAGAGGUCCAAUUCUUUUCCCACCUGGUCCAGAACCGAACCGCGCUGACACGAGCGGUGUGAUCGUAGGUGCGAGUGGAUACGGAUUCGUACCACCGAAUACAGGCUUCCUAGGUUAUUACUAUUAUUAAAUCAAGCUGAACGAGAUGGGAUAAUGACUAUAGGUGUUCUCCUAGAAGACAACAAAGAGGUAGUAUGGAACUAUCGUGUCGCGAUAUGCUCAUUUAACAAGCGAAUAUAUUAAGAAGUACGUAAAAUUAGAUUCUUGCCAUCGAGCAAUGAACAUGGAAAAACGAAGGAAGAGAGUAAAGAGAGAUCAAAGUAAUUAAUUAAAGUGCAAUUAAUUCGAAGUCUUAAUAUCAAUGUGUACCAAAGUUACAUGCGUCAAUAGCUGUGAAUGAAAGUGGUAAAUCAAAUAGAUCGAUAGAUUUGAAUAUAAAUUUGUAAAACAAUAAAAUAAUUUAUGCUACUUUGAUUCUCAUAGCUGUUGAUUCACGAGUUUGUAACCGCUCGUAAUUGUAAAUUAAUUUUUUAAUAUCUUGAAGUUCAUAUUAAUAUAUUUUUAUUUAUUUUUAUUAUAAUUAAUAGUAAUCGCGCUUCGAUGGUGCGAAAUAAUAGCACAGAUUAUAUCCGUCCAAACUGAUUGUGCUCGAAAUGUCAUUAUUAUUGUAGAUAGAAUAAAUAUUAAUAAUAUAUUUUA
Molecule: messenger RNA, 1332 nt
Organism: Vespa mandarinia (Asian giant hornet)
Lineage: Eukaryota; Metazoa; Arthropoda; Insecta; Hymenoptera; Vespidae
Gene: Wat
Product: worker-enriched antennal transcript
Source: RefSeq, a predicted model, not a curated record